This is a messenger RNA of Sclerotinia sclerotiorum 1980 UF-70, 675 nucleotides long. RefSeq lists its product as hypothetical. Bases 1 to 675 code for a protein of 224 amino acids. NCBI's taxonomy places the organism in Eukaryota, Fungi, Ascomycota, Leotiomycetes, Helotiales, Sclerotiniaceae. The transcript has 3 exons. Gene Ontology annotation, cellular component: endoplasmic reticulum-Golgi intermediate compartment; endoplasmic reticulum; COPII-coated ER to Golgi transport vesicle. The record is from RefSeq and is a predicted model, not a curated record. Gene Ontology annotation, biological process: endoplasmic reticulum to Golgi vesicle-mediated transport; intracellular protein transport; Golgi organization.
AUGCGCACAUCCCUUCCCCUUCUUGGAGCCGCUCUCUCUGUCCUCCUCACCCCAAUCCAAUCCCUCUACUUCUACAUCGAUGGCACAGCACCCAAAUGUUUCUUUGAGGAAUUACCGAAGGAUACACUGGUUGUAGGCCAUUACACUGCAGAAGAAUAUGACGAAGGAAGAAGGGAAUGGAGUAAACAUGAUGGAUUAAACAUAUUCAUUUCCGUAGAUGAAAUCUUCGACAAUGACCAUCGAGUAGUAUUUCAAACUGGUUCAGCUUCUGGGCGCUUCACCUUCACAGCUGCUGAUGCUGGCGAUCACAAAAUCUGCUUUACUCCCUCUUCGACUUCUGGUUCUAGCAAUUGGCUUAAUGCACUUCACCCACAAGGUGGCAUUAAACUUACUUUGGAUAUGGCAAUUGGAGAGACGAGUCAGAUUGAAAGUGAUGACAAGGGAAAGAUUAAUGAUAUUGUACAAAAGGUCAAGGAUUUGAAUAGUAGAUUGCAGGAUAUUAGAAGGGAACAGGUUUUCCAACGGGAACGUGAAGCCGAAUUCCGCGACCAAUCCGAAUCAACCAACGCCCGUGUCGUCCGCUGGACGCUCAUCCAACUUGUCGUUUUAGGAGUUACAUGUGCAUGGCAACUCUCACAUCUCCGCUCAUUUUUCAUUAAGCAGAAAUUGACUUAA